Triticum turgidum subsp. durum (durum wheat) is the source of this 675-nucleotide messenger RNA. NCBI's taxonomy places the organism in Eukaryota, Viridiplantae, Streptophyta, Magnoliopsida, Poales, Poaceae. The record is from the annotation of a GenBank genome assembly.
AUGGCGGAGGAACCGUCCGCCAAGUGUCAUCAUGCCGAGACGUCGGACAAGAGGAGCAACCUCGUCAACAUUAACGUCCCCGUCAAGAAGCGUGAGUACACCAGAACGCUCAAAGGGGUUGAGCUCCACGGCAAGGAGACGCUGGAGAUCGUCUGCACCAGCGAACCAGACAAGGCCAACGAGAUGAUGAGCGGGCUCAGGAUGAAGGGCGGAGGCUUGUAUCCGAGCUUCAUCGGAGUUGAUGUGGAGCGCAAGCGCCUCAAAGACUUCCUGCGGGAGGAGAAAUUGUACACAUUUGUUGGUUUCAGCAUUGGAGGUGACAAGCGGAUGCUGCAGGAGUCUGGUUUGGAAAUCAACCCCAACAACUUCAUCGACAUGCAGCGCAAGUGGAAAGAUCCAAAGACCAGAAAAUACUACGACUCCUUGGCCGAUGUUGCAGGCGGCGUCAUCCACCCAUUCUACGAAGGCAUGAAGAAGAAGAUGAACAGGGCAGACCACAAACUAUGGGAGAACAGCCUGCUGCCAGACAACCUCAUCACGUACGCAGGAAUAGAUGCGUACGCAACGUACAAGUCAUGGAAGACAAUUGACAACAUCGUGACAGGUUGGGAUAUUUCAAAAGAGCAGGAGGCUGACCCCUACUACCACUGCAACUUCGCGGAUGAAGAUGCAUGA